UGUGUUCCGACAGUCUACCGUUAGUCCGUCCUCAGAGUUCAAGCCAUUCAGACGUGGUUUAAAACAAAAAAGAGAAAGAAACGACCAAACCAAAGAAACAAACCAAACGUUGAAGUGUGUUUUUAUUAGAAGUUAAUAAAAAAAAGAAAGCAAACAAAACAACAAAAAAGCAAAGGCAAAAAAAAAACAGAAGAAAGGCAAAAGAAGAAAGUAAAUAAUAUGUGAGAAAAGAAGGAGUGGAAGAAAAGUGAAAGUUGCUAAACAAUAACAACAAAACGAAAUAUAAUGCUGGGUCAUUAAUCCAUUUAAUGUCCUCCACGGCUCAAAAGAGAUAUUGGCCAAAGAAAAAAAGAAGAAGUGUCACUCUCUAUUCUGGAAGAAUGAGUAGCAGUUAAAACAAAACGAAAAACAAAAACAAAUAAAAAAAUUGCAAACUUUGGAAAGGCUGGCCGGCUGGUGGAAUGGGUUGGCAUAAAUAAAUAAAUAAAUAAUUGAAUUAAAAAAAUGUUAUACUGAAAUUAAACAAAGCCAACUAUAUAAACCAAAAUACAGUAAUAAAACAACAAGAAAUCCUUAAUUAAAACGAAAAAGAUAAAAAAACGAAACAAAACUAAAAUUCGAAAUCAGCUUUAGCAGCGGCAACAACAUUUUGCAGCCUGUCAACUAAUCGGCUUUAAAAUUAACAAAAAAGAAAUGAACAAAAAAUAAACUCCAGCAUUUUCGUGUUGUGAAGGAUAAUAACCACAAAACAACAGCAACUAAAAAAACAACAAUAGCUCAACCACUAACCAAAGGAAUAACAACAGAAAAUUGCAGCUGCCAGACGUUUUGCAUGGAUGACAGUGUCGCCACAUAACCUUAACCAUAUGUACAUACAUAUAUUCUCUGCUGGUUUGACGUUACGCCUAUAAGUCAACUGAUAUUGGCAGCUUUAUUCCUGGAAGUCAUCACAUCCCACAAAAAACUACUGUCAUCCAUUUGAGGUGUUCGUGUGUGCCUGUUUGUGUUCUUUUUGGGGUAUAUUGGAUCAGGUGACUUAUGGUGUCAUCACCUCGGCCAUUAUUCAGUAGCGAGUGCUGUAUGACGCCACAACCGUAUCACAAGUUCGAAACAUGUUUUCAUUGUCAAUCAAGUCAAUCUGUCAUUCAUUGAAUGGCUAUAAAAAAGGAGCCACUCUCGUCGAGGAGGAAGACUUUAAUGAACUUACCGCCGUACCCACAACUACCACCCACAUUGUGAUAGCAGCAGCAGCGCCAGCAGACAGCAGCAGUACCAGCGAGCCAAACAGCAAGACGAGCCGGCACUUGCCACCCCUUAAACUCAAACAGUCGAUUUCGGCCCAGGGGCCCUGUUCGACCAUUGCAGCCUCGGUGAGAAAUGUGCUGCAACGUCAACAGGCCUCCACAGCAGCAACAAGUCCAACAACAACAACAGCAGCAGCACAAAACAAAAGUAAACGCAGCGCAACAUCAACGAACAUAACGCCUCAAACGAGUGCCGAAAGUCAACCGAACGAAACGACACCGCUUGUGGUGACACCGCAGCAUCCAGCUGAAGAGCCCCCGGCAUAUGCGGCCAACUCAACAUCGUCGACCAAUUCGCCCAACAACAGCAUAAACACGACCUACUACCAACAAGCCGCCCCUAACGCCGCCACCACCACUACCGCCACCGUUGCCUCCACUGCCACCAACGCCGGAACAACGCCAACAGCCACAACCUACACCACCUAUUCCCACAACUCGAAGACGACCCGCUCCUGGCCGGUGAUCUAUCGCAAUCCCCAUCACUACGACUACGAGGCCUUGUAUGCGAACGCACCCAAGGGCCCCUCGCAGUACCCGGCGGCCGUUGUCUCAUCGUCGUUCAAGCAGAACUGCUAUUCGAAUCAAUUCAAACAGUCGAUUGUCUACUCGUCCAGCAAUGAGGACCUAAGCACAAUCAAUGAAUAUCCGGCAGAUGGUGCGGUGGCUCAGGGUAAUGGUGGUAGAAGCAGUAGUCUCAUCGGUUGUGGUGGUGGCUAUAACAAUAACAACAACAGCAGCAGCAACAGCAACAGUUCCGCAAAAUACAGUCAGCAGCAGCAGCAGCAACAACAAACAACUUGUUACUAUUUUUCACCCUCUCGCCACAACAGCAUUUAUGAGCAUCCCUCGGCUGUGGUCGCCAGCUCACUACAAUACGAUCCGCACAGUUCGUCGGCCGCAGCUAUUGAAUCGUUGCGUCGCAGCAACAGCAUUCUGUUGCGGAACAGCAGCUGUUCUUCGAAAAUAAUGAUGCACCAAUCGACACGGGGUGGCGGUGGCGAUCUGGACAGUCCCACAUCGCUCAAUUCGGCCAUGGAUGUGACCAGUACCGUUGGCGGAUCAAAUUGUUGCUCAAGUUGUUGCAUGGGCCCACCGCCUUUGCUCUUCCUCUUCGUAACGCUGCUGAUGACGACCAGUGCCACAGCAAUGCUAUGCGCUGCCAUAAUGACCGAUCACUGGGAGCAUGUGAAAUGGGAUCGAGCGAGUCUGGAGCGAUACUCGAAUCGUUCGAAUUUGCAAUUGGAAUGGAUAAUGGAGGAUACAGUGGCCAUGCUGAAACCGGACAAGAGAGCUGAUCAUCGUUUUCGACGUGACAAUCUCUUUCUGGUGCCAAUGCAUGGCGGCAUUUGGACCCUUUGUAUAGAUUUACCCCUACACGAGAUACAAGAACUGAGAAGACAUCCGAAAUUUCCACGUAGCGCACCGACAUGUCUCAACUAUUUGGCCGGAUCGAUGGAGAAUGCUCGUGGCGAGGAGCAACGUAACGAUUGGCAACAUAGUGAGUCACAGACCACCUUGCAGCCUCAUCUAAGAAUGCAAAAUUUGUCAAUUUCCUGUUCACUGGUAUGCCUGAUAAUACUGGGCAGUGCAGCUUUGGUGGGGGCCUUUGGGGUUUGUCAACGGCAGAUAAGUGCAAUUCUGAUAACGGGAGUUAUGUAUUUAUUAGCAGCAUUAUUUGCAUUAUUCACGUUAAUGAUAAUACACUUUAAGCGACAACAAGGAAGGCCCAUGCUGGACAGUGACUAUGAUGGCACAGUGGAUGGCAUUGUGGCCCGCCCAGGAGGACCGGCAAUUAUGGCCAAGAACUUACUGGGGGCCCGGGUAUUUCUAACAUCCUGGAGUUUGGACUUGGGCUGGGGUGGUGUGGUUUUGUGUGCCAUAACCUCAGUUUUGUGGAUACUAUUAUCAAAGAUAAUGCGUUACAAUCCAUUUUCAACGUUAAUGAUUUAAGGACAACCAAUCCCAUAACACAUACAGAAGGUGUGGUUUCCACAGCCAGUACACUCUAUGAGAUUAAAGUUCUGUUGCAAAGUUCUGCUUGAACUUGGAACAAAAGAACUUAAAAUAAACUGUGUUCUUCUUCAGCACUUAUUUUUUGCCAGUUGAAGAAGAAGCAGAAUGUUUGGAAAAAAGUUUAUGGAUUGAUGAUGAGAGUUUUUGAAAGCCAUUUUCAUCAAUGCAAGUUUUCGAGUACCUUAAGAUUUAUUAACAAAACAAAGAAGACGAAAGAAAACAAACAAACACAACAAAAUGGGAAUUAUAUUAUUAAAUAAGCUUUUCAUUUACAGAGGAAAAACAAAACAAAAAAUCAGCAAAUUAACUUCUAUAAAAACAAUUCAAUAGCAUUAAGUAUUUGGGUAGAGGAAUUUACAACAAAACCAAAAAAACAAAAACAAAUUUUAUGACAAAUUAAUUAGCAAAAAAAACAAAACAUCAUCCAAGCAACAAUUUGUAGCCUGAAAUGCUAGAGAGAUACUAUCUAUUAACAUUUGUAAAAAGUAUAGCCAAAAGCCAAGCUAAAUUUCCUUUCGAACGAACGAACAGCAGUCCUUGGUGGAUGUCAAGAAAAAAACACAAUUUCUUCAACUGCAUCAAUUAUAUAUUUACAAAAAAAAAAAAAAAAAAACGAAAAUUAAAACAAAAAUUAAUUUUAAAUUAACAAACACAAACAACAAAAGAACCAAUUUGCUUAUUCAAACGUUUUGAAACUAAUCUGUUAACAUACUUUUAUUUAAAUUUUAAGCUUUAUAUUUCAAUUUAUAUUGUUAAUGUUUAACAUAACAAUGCGGCAUAUUUAAAUAAUUGAUAAUUGGUCCAUAGCAGGCCUAUUUGGAACGUAUUUAAUAAUUAUUAAAUAAAAUAUAAUAUAUUUUUUUUAACUUAAGAUCCGUAAUGCUCUUAAAAAUAUGGAGGGCUUAGGAAUGGACGCUAGAUAUCGGAAAUAUCUCAAGCAGGAAUCUGUCGUGAAAUUCUUGGGUAUUUUAUUAACAUUCAUGUAUGAAUCAAGUCUAUAUUGGGGCAUGUUAACGUUAGAGCUUUUUUCCGGUUUAACCUUGGUUAUGAAGAUUUAUUUUAGGUACACACAAUGGAAUUAAAAAUUAUAGCCGUCUGGGUUUUCUAAAUCUUUUACAAGUUAAAGGUAACAUUACAUUUCUUUAGAUCAUGUAUGUCCUUCCUGACACGCCGGGUUUGGGUGCUUCCAACAAUAACACCCAAGCAGGUAGUGCAACGAAAGCAUACGAUUAUGCUGACGAACGGGAAGAACCUUCACCUCCGCAUGUAGAUGGUCCACUGGUGUCAUGACGAGCCACCAGUCCUCAGGGCAGCAUUCUGGCAGGUUUGGAUGUUCUUCCAUUGCGUGUUGGCUUCCCUCUCUUGAUCAUAUAAGUCCUUUCUGAUACGCCUGGUUUGGAUGUCUCCAACGAUAACACCCAAGGUACUGCAGGGACUGCAAUGAAACCAUAUGAUUAUGCUGACGAACGGGAAGAAUAUUCACUUCCCCAUGUAGAUGGUGUCAUGAUGAGGCACUAGUUCUCAGAGCAGCAUUCUGGCAGGUUUGGAUGUUCUUCCACUGCGUGUUGACCUCCCUCUCUUGAUCAUGUAUGUCCUUCCUGACACGCUUGGUUUGGGUGUCACCAACGAUAACACCCAAGCAGGUACUGCAACGAAACCAUAUGAUUAUACUGACGAACGGGAGAGAGGGCCUUCGGCAUGUAGUAGAUGGACCACUGAUGUUAUGAUGAGGCUCCAGUUCUCAGGGCAGCAUUCUGGCGGGUUUGGUCAUUUUGAUUUGAACAUGCUGUCAAAUGUGAUCCAUACAAUCUUGGAAUAGUUCGCCUUCAGAAUUAUAUUUUUCUAGACCUGUACAUUCACCUCUGUUUUCAUCUCCGCAAACCAAUCAACAAACAUAAGAUCUUUAUGGGCAAGGAAUUCUGGAAAGGUAUACGUUAUACAAUUUCAGAAAUAUCACCCACCCCGGAGAACUUCCUGUUUCACACUACGGGGUUUUGGACACCUUGUUCCGGAAUUCCACGCCAAAUCUUCUAAAAUACCAAAUUUGAAAUAAUUUCGUGGGUAAAUGUGACUAGGAUCAUCCAAAUACCGAAUAUUGUGGACCUAACUAUUCAAUGUUCUGGGGCUGGAGCAAGAACCCAUUAUGAAACCCGUGGAAAAUGUGUAUCCGGAGAUACCUUUAAAUGGGGGGCUACCGGAAUUAGUGAUUUUAGAUUAGCAACGUUCAGCAGCUACAGGAAAUAGAACGCAUUGCACACUCUAAGUGCCUGAACACUUUUGUUGGAAAAUGUGGCUAAAAUUAUUAAAAUACCAAAUAUCGGGAGAUGUCGUAGUUAUGGGUAUUAUAUGGCGACACGGGGACCUAUAUAGGCAAUGUUUCUUGCCGCAAGAGGUAUUCAAAAUUGCGUAGAUAUUUGCUCAUAUUUUUCAAAGCAAGUACGACUACUAUUCAUCAAUCAUUUCAAAAUUCUUUUUUGGGACUACUCAUUUUGACUUCCUCGCCAAAGGUGUUUCUGUGUUCUGAACUCAAAUACUUUAAAUGUAACCUUAUCUCAUAGUUUUCAACAAUUUAAAUAUGCCGCAUUACAAAUAACUCUAUCAAAAAACUCUACAAAAUGCCUUGUAAAUUUAAUUAAAACCUCUGUGAACAAAAUUCGAAAUUAAAACGAAGCUAUUUUCAUAAAUUUGUAUAAGCUUUUUUUUUGCAAAUUUUUAUAUAGAUUUAAUACUCAAAACAACAACAAUAACCCAAAUAGAAUUCUUGCUUAAAGCUCUAUCAAUAUCGAAUGUAUUUAUUAUUCAACUAUCUUUAAUAUUCAUUAAUAUUUAUUUUAAUGUGCAACAAAGUUAUUGUGUGCAAAAAAAAUGAAAACUAUAACCAAAGCGAAUCAAAGGCCUUUAUUUUUCAAAAACUUAUUUAUUAAAAAAAACUAUACAAGAAAUACUCAAAGAAAAUAAUUAUAUUUUUAUUAAAUAUUCCCAGAACAAGAAGAGAAAAACAAAAAAAAAACAAAUCUAGUCUAUUCCAAUGUAAUUAAAUGCAGAUUGUCUCUAUAUAGUUCAUCAUAUUAUCAAAAUAAUAAAAUUGAAUUACAAAAAUUUUCCAUUUUGUUUGCUGCAAAAAUUGUU
Messenger RNA from Musca domestica (house fly), 6449 nucleotides. RefSeq lists its product as uncharacterized. The record is from RefSeq and is a predicted model, not a curated record. Lineage: Eukaryota; Metazoa; Arthropoda; Insecta; Diptera; Muscidae. The coding region runs from base 1113 to 3257 and encodes 714 amino acids. The transcript has 7 exons.